AUGAGCCCCCCGGUGUCAAGCCCGGCCCGCGACCAGCGGCCCACGGUACGUCUGAACCAGGGGACGUACAUUGGCGCGACGCUCGCCGAACCCACGUUCCCCCGCAGCGUCGAUGCCUUCCUCGGUGUGCCUUACGCAACGUGCCAACGUCUUCGGCGUGCAGAGUUGCCCGGGGCUUCGCGGGAUACCUUUGACGCAUCAGACUACGGCCCGGCGUGCCCGACGGCUGACCCUUCGUUCCCGUCUGACGAGAACUGUCUCAAUGCCAACAUCUUCCGCUCGGUUACGGCAGGGCAUGAAGACGGUGUCCAGCAAGCUGUGGUGAAGAGGGGGAAAGUGCCCGUUCUUGUCUACUGCCACGGGGGCGCCUUCAACUUCGGCCGCGGAGGAGACAGGAACCUGGCUGCCUUCGUUGCCUUCGCGAAGCGUGACCUCGUCGCCGUGAGCUUUAACUACCGCCUCGGACCGCUGGGUUUCCUGCCCUGCGGUAUUGCCGCCGCCGAAGGCAUUGCGAACCUAGGGCUACUGGACCAGAGGACGCUGCUGCAGUGGGUCCAGCGGAACAUCGCCGCGUUUGGGGGUGACGAGAAGGACGUCACGGUCAUGGGCUUCAGCGCCGGUGCGCACUCGCUCGGCCAUCAUCUCCUCUCGCCGCCCUCCCGCGCCCUCUUCCGCCGCGCGAUCCUCGAGUCCGGCGCGCCCACGGCCCGCUCCGUCCUUUCGUCGGCGCAUCCCCGCCACGAAGCGCAAUUCGCCCAGUUCCUCGCCUGCGCCUCGCUCUCUGGCGUUUCGCCCCCGGAAAUCCUUCCCGCCCUGCGCUCCCUGCCCCUCCGGGCCCUCCUGCACGCCUCGCUGGCGACGUGGACCGAGUGCGCGCCCUCUGUGCAGUGGCCCUUCCAGCCCUCCGUCGACGGCGAUGCCACCGAGGACGGCAUAAUCCCAACCCUGCCCAUCGAGGCCUGGAGAUCCCCUUCCCUUCCUCCCCCGCCGCCCUUGAUCACCGGCUUUAACACCUCCGAAGGGACAAUGUUCGUCCCGGCGGCCGCGUCCUCACCCACUGCCCUAGCCGAUUUCUUCUCCGUCCUGAUCCCCGCUCUCACCCCGCGGGACCUCGAGCUCCUCGAGUCCCUCUACCCGCCCGCGUCCACCUAUCCUCCCCCGCCGACCCCGGCCCACGGACCUCAGUUCCGGCGGCUGGCGCAGGCGUAUGGCCACUACGGCUACAUCGCGCCGCUCCUCCACUCGGCGCACCUCGCCUCCCUCGCGGGCGCCCCAGUGUGGGUGUACGAGUACGCCGCGCACGCGGACCUCGCCGCCGCGAACCACGGCGACCACGUCCCCGCAGCCACGCACGACACUGAAGUCCUCUCCGCCCACACGACGCCCGGCCUCCUCGCCGUCUCAGACGCUAUGCAUGGAUACUGGUCAUCCUUUGCAACGGCCGGUGCCGCCGCCGCCAACGACGAUGACGCCGAUGACGCCGACGGGCCCAACGCACUCCCGAACACCAGCGGCGUCGCCUGGCCGCGCUUUGUAACCCCCUUUGGCGACGCAGGGGAUUCGGCCCCUCCGGGCUCGGCCCCGCAAGGCGCCGACGAGACGCCGCGCGGCCGCAUCCUGGUGUUUGGCGAGGGCAACGACGAGCUCAUGGGAGGGAGAGGGGAGCGGCGGAGGGGCGCCGUGGCGCGCGUGCGGACGCUGACGGGGCUCGAGAUAAGGCAGUUCCGGUUCUGGUGGGAUCGGGUUGGGUUGAGCGAGGGCAACGGGGGUUGCUGA
Molecule: messenger RNA, 1776 nt
Organism: Colletotrichum higginsianum IMI 349063
Lineage: Eukaryota; Fungi; Ascomycota; Sordariomycetes; Glomerellales; Glomerellaceae
Product: Carboxylic ester hydrolase
Exons: 3
Coding region: 1-1776 (591 amino acids)
Source: RefSeq, a predicted model, not a curated record